Messenger RNA from Schizophyllum commune H4-8, 462 nucleotides. RefSeq lists its product as uncharacterized. Bases 1 to 462 code for a protein of 153 amino acids. The transcript has a single exon. The record is from RefSeq and is a predicted model, not a curated record. Lineage: Eukaryota; Fungi; Basidiomycota; Agaricomycetes; Agaricales; Schizophyllaceae.
AUGCCGUACGCAUGUGGCAGGCUGGAGAUCGAGAUGCCCUUGAAGUCCUGCGGCGCGCAGGCGCUCUUCUCUGCUCAGAGGUCCGUCUUCGACGCGCCCUGUCCCCUUCGGCCCCUAUUCAUCUCGUACGUAGAACGCUCGGCCCUUCUCUACAAUUUUAGCUCGCCAUUCACGUCGGCGCAAGCAUCCUGGGCGAACGCGACGGAUGUCUAUCGCGCGCAUCGUUCAGGUAAGCUUGUCGUCUAUCUCGGUCUCCGCGCCCGCAUCUCCCCCUGUCCUCACCUCCACAUCCAUCACGUGGACCGACUUUGCCUUCCCCCUCGAUCCCUCCCGCACCCGCCUCUGUUUACAUCCCUUCCAUUCCUUCGGCCGUACCCGCCCCGCCUCCAUCCCGCCCCAGCAGUCCUCUUCCUAUCCGCAGCCGACCUAGCUGCUAACUCCCCAUCGGUCAACAAUUGGUGA